AUGGCUGAAAUGAUGGGAAUAGCCAACGGUGCGUUGAGUGUUGCAGCACUCUUUAACAAUUGCGUCGACACUUUCGAGUACAUCCAACUCAGCCGCCAUUUUGGAGAAGACUAUCAGAGAUAUCAGCUGAAAUUAGACGUUGCAGAAACUCGCCUAGGACGAUGGGGUGAAGCUGUUGGGAUCAACAGCGACAUACGCUUCGCAUCUGCCUCACCGAGUGAUAAAGCAGUAAAGGACGCAUUAGGGAUCCUCGAGGAUAUUGCAGAUUGUUUUGAGGCCGCCCAGAAGAAAUCGAGACGAUAUGCAGAUCGUGGUGACAAAAAGGAGCUAAUGGUUCAUAAUGAUAAUGAUAUGAACCUCUUGUUCCAACGGCUGCAUAAGCGCUCUAAGGACAUCGCUCGUCGGAGACAGAAAGGCAUAAGCAUUGUAAAAAAAGCUGCAUGGGCGCUAUAUGAUAGGAAGAGCCUCGAGAACAUCGUUAAUCAGAUUACAUCCUGGGUUGACGAGCUGGAGAAGUUAUUCCCUAUUGAGUUGACUCAGCAGAAGUUUAUCGAGAAUGAGAUUAAAGAGGUUAAUGACGAGCUGAGCCUUAAGACUCUUAAGGAUGCCGCCCGUGAUAUCGAUCCGGCCUUAGAACGCGCGGUGGGGCAGAAGGUGGAUUCCAUCGAGGGGAAGAACUCUGCCGGGGACAUCACGAUGGAGGACAAGGCGAGAUUCCAUGUCGGCAACGUAUUCUCAGAGGGAGUCCUUCAGCACGAGAUCCUCGUCAAGGAUCAGGCGAGCAACUCCAUAGAGACGAUCUCAGCGAAAAACGAGACUCGAAUCCAAGCAGGGAAUGUUUACGGUGGCAAGGGGAUCUGGGAUGAUUAG
Molecule: messenger RNA, 870 nt
Organism: Trichoderma breve
Lineage: Eukaryota; Fungi; Ascomycota; Sordariomycetes; Hypocreales; Hypocreaceae
Product: prion-inhibition and propagation domain-containing protein
Exons: 1
Coding region: 1-870 (289 amino acids)
Source: RefSeq, a predicted model, not a curated record